AUGUUAAGCGUAUCGUUCCUCUCUACAUUUAAUUUAUAUAGAUGUGAUUUAACUGAGAAUUUUGAAAUCGCUUCUGUUCAAAGUGAACGUGAGCGUUCAGAUAAUAACGCAAGAGCAGAUGUUGAUGACGAUGGUGAUGAGACGGUAUGUACGAGUGCAGUUGAAAUUGAUACAGAAUUAGUUAAUGUUGGUACACAAACCGAUUAUGUGAUGUCCCAAAAUUCAUCGAACAAUAUUCAAAAUGUUGUUUGCAUGACAAAUGAACGACAGUCAUUAAUUGCGUAUGACAAUGAACUCCUCAGAGUUGCCGAGCAAAUCGUCGAACUUCAUAAUCGUGUAUGUAAGCGGAAUGAUAAACCAUCGAAUUGUCCUCCGUCACGGAGUCAUAUAUCAUUCGCCGAUGCCUUUCAGAAUCCUCUUCUCAUCUGCAGUCGCUCUAGGCUGACACCAACGGGUGAACGAAUUGCUUCAAUGGGUGAUGUACUUCAAGAUUGGCGGCGCUGCUUCGUCCUUUAUGUGGAUUGGCUUAGAGAAUUUGAUGAAUUCAACACGAUGAGCAAUGAAGAUCAGUGGCUGAAACUAAUGGCGAAGGCAUAUAUGAACGUGCCUACAGAGUUGAUAGAUGUCUCGUUGGAUGGUCAGAAGCACAUGAGGGACAUGCUCGAUCGUUAUUUGCGGGUCAUUUACAAUCAUAUUCGAUUCAAUAAUCCAGCGCAAACAAACGAGUUCAUUGCGUUUCGUAUGGCACGCAUUAUGCUUCUUAUAUCAUCGAUCACGAAUCUGACCUAUUUGACGAACGAGAAUAUUCAGUUGAAUGAUGUACUUCAUAUUGUCGACUGGGGCGCAUGCUCCGAGAGGAUUCAUGAUAGUUAUCAAUAA
Anisakis simplex (herring worm) is the source of this 879-nucleotide messenger RNA. The record is from the annotation of a GenBank genome assembly. NCBI's taxonomy places the organism in Eukaryota, Metazoa, Nematoda, Chromadorea, Rhabditida, Anisakidae.